This is a messenger RNA of Trichomonas vaginalis G3, 819 nucleotides long. Its product is annotated as protein of unknown function, DUF4106 family. NCBI's taxonomy places the organism in Eukaryota, Parabasalia, Trichomonadida, Trichomonadidae. Bases 1 to 819 code for a protein of 272 amino acids. The transcript has a single exon. The record is from RefSeq and is a predicted model, not a curated record.
AUGGAAGUCAAUGGUGAACGAGAUAUAGCUGGUAUUUUAAGCGCGGCUUUAAUGCCAUUGAAAGAUAUGAAACAUGCAGAUAUUUUGGACCAGUAUGAAAUGAACAUGGCUGAUGGAAAUAUAACACCUGACGUUCUAGAACAUUUAUCUCAAAGAACUACACAGAACCAUAGAGAUGGUAUAUUUGGUGAAGAGUUUAGAAAGAAAGUUAGGAGGGAGAAGGAAGAGAACCUAUUGUACAUGACCUUGCAACGAAAGUUUGCAAAUGUCAUAAAAACUUACUUUGCAGACAAUGAACCGAGAAGGGAUGAAUAUUUAAGAAAACUCAAAUGGACAGUACCAAAUGAAAUGUUAGUAUUGAAAAACAUGUUCCUUGACAAAAUAAAACCAACUACAGAAAUAAACGACGCAAGACUGAAAGAUUGGGUAAAAGCUUUCCCAUUCACAAAAGAUAUAAUUGGUAACAUGGAAAGAAAACCAGAAUGGCUACAAAAACAUAUAUUUGGAAACGAGCUUAUUCCAUAUGGACAGGCACUGUUUGAAGAGCUUGAACCAGAAACUCAGGACAGAGUCAUGCAAACAAUACGCAAAGACUCAAAUACAAACUAUGACAAACUCUUUCUAGGAUAUAGGUUACCUGAGAUGGGCGACCAGAGCCCAAAGGCAAAAAGGACAUGGGAAAUUUGCAACAUACUAGAUGAACAUAAUGCAAAGAUGCAACAACUUCAAGCAGAGGGCAAUGAAGGAAAAAGAAGAGUUAAAAACUCAGUCAGGAAGAAAGUAAAGCUUGGUCCACGUGGGUUCUAUUAUGACAUAUAA